This is a messenger RNA of Ziziphus jujuba (common jujube), 3174 nucleotides long. Its product is annotated as G-type lectin S-receptor-like serine/threonine-protein kinase At4g27290. Lineage: Eukaryota; Viridiplantae; Streptophyta; Magnoliopsida; Rosales; Rhamnaceae. The record is from RefSeq and is a predicted model, not a curated record. Bases 408 to 2858 code for a protein of 816 amino acids. Gene Ontology annotation, biological process: protein phosphorylation; recognition of pollen. The transcript has 8 exons. Gene Ontology annotation, molecular function: ATP binding; protein serine/threonine kinase activity.
UUUUCCUCUGGAAGAUAUUAUACAUGGUGCUUUUUAUCCUCUAAAAUCUAUUAUACGUGGAGCUUUUGGAUUGGAAGCCUUCAGUCAACUUCCACUCCAGUCCAGUCGACCGUAUCCAGGCGACCGAAGCCAAACAAAAACAGACGCAUACAUAGAAAAUUCACUUCACUCACAACCACAGAAUCAUAUUACUGGCUAAUGCAGUCUUUUUCUUCUUCCUCCAACACUUUUCAUGUUCCAUCUCAUUCGCGGUACCAAAAUUUUCUUAAUAUAUUAUACACAGAAACAGAGAAAUAUUUUUGUAUUUGGAACAGGAACAGAGACGAGGCAGAGCAUCUGUUUUCCCGAGUAAAGGGUCUUGGUGGUUUCGUCCUUUUUCAACACAGAGAUUAAUCCAUUAUCCAUCGAUGAAGCUCCUACUCUAUUUAUUCAGCUUCGCUUUUGUCUCCUUCUAUAAAUCAUUUGCAGCAGACACCAUUGAACCAUACCAAACUCUCCUAGACAACGACCAAACUCUCAUCUCUAUAGCUGAAGAAUUCGAGUUGGGAUUCUUUAGCCCAUCGAAUUCCACGAACCGCUAUAUAGGAAUAUGGAGCAAGAAAGUUUCGCAACCCACCGUCGUAUGGGUUGCCAACAGAGACAAUCCGCUUUCAGAUUCAUACGGGGUAUUCACCAUCAGCCAAACAGGAAACGUUCUCAUAUUUAGCAACAAAUCAGGCAUCACCUACUGGUCUUCAAACUCAUCCUCAAAUGGUCCUCCAAUCUUGCGGCUCUUAGACACUGGGAAUCUCGUGGUAAAAGAUGGUGAUGGUGAUGAUAAUGGUAAUGAAAACUACAACUGGCAGAGUUUCGAGCAUCCAGGUGAUACGCUCAUAGCGGGUAUGAAACAAGGUUGGAACCUAAAAACGGGUCAACAUUGGUAUCUGACAUCCUGGAAAAGUCCUCAAGAUCCAUCCACUGGAAGCUAUAGAUACCAAAUAGACCCUCGUGGGCUUCCUCAGCUAGUUCAGUAUAAAGACUCAGAGGUCGUUUAUCGAACCGGCCCUUGGGACGGUGUUCGGUUCGGUGGAGAUCCUCCUCUCAAAAACGAAAACCCCAUCUUCAAACCCACAUUCGUUUUCAACACAACUCAUGUCUACUAUACCUUUGAAAACGAAGAUCAUGCUUCCUUUAGCAGGUUUUGGGUGAACCCGUCAGGGUCUCUCCAGCAUCUCCGGUGGAACGAAAAUGGAAAGGAGUGGACCACGGUAUUUACUCUGCAGAAAGAUGAAUGCGAUACAUUCGGGAGGUGUGGUCCAAAUGGUGUGUGUGACAUCAAUAAGAACCCCGUUUGUCAAUGCCCAAUUGGUUUCGUACCCAAAGCACCGCAGGACUGGAUAAGACUUGACACGUCCGGUGGAUGCGUCCCGAAGAUAAAGUUGAGCUGUGGAAUGGACGUAGGGUUCAAGAAAUUUCAUCGGAUGAAGUUACCGUAUGGUACUGAGUUUUUGGUAAAUAGGAUGGUGACAAAGCAGGAUGAGUGUGAAGCUGCGUGUUUGAGAAACUGUUCGUGUACGGCUUAUGCAAUGGCACGGAUUAGUGGGUGCGUUUUAUGGUUUAAGGACUUGCUUGAUAUCAGAGCAUACAAUGAGUUCGGGCAAGAUUUGUAUAUCAGGAUGGCUGCCUCUGAAGUUGAAUCGAACAAUAAAGGCAAACGGACGGCCUUGAUCAUUUCCCUGUCGGUGUUGUCCGUGUUUCUUAUAUUGGUUAUGGUCAGCGGGUGCAUUAUCCGGAAGAGGACCUACAGCAACAAAAGCCAAGUUGAAAGAAUAGUCAAUCCUGAUGAAGCUGGAGAUCAUUACCAAACGGAUGAAGACAUAGAGCUUCCUUCAUUUAGUUUAGCUACUAUUUCAAUUGCUACUAGCAACUUUUCUUCAACAAAUAUACUUGGACAAGGCGGUUUUGGUAUUGUUUACAAGGGUACGCUCCCAAAUGGACAGGAAAUAGCAGUUAAGAGGCUCUCCGAAGAUUCAAGACAAGGCCUCAAAGAGUUCAAGAAUGAGGUUAUCUUGAUUUCAAAACUUCAACACCGGAACCUUGUUAGGCUCUUAGGAUGUUGUAUUCUCAGAGAAGACAGGAUGUUGAUUUAUGAGUACCUGCCUAAGAAAAGCUUGGACUUAUACAUAUUCGAUCAAACAAAAGGUACUGCACUUGAUUGGCGGAGGCGUUUUAACAUUAUAGUGGGAAUUGCUCGAGGACUUCUAUAUCUUCAUAGAGAUUCACGGUUAAGAAUCAUUCAUAGAGACCUUAAAACCAGUAACGUCCUCUUGGAUAAUGAGAUGAAUCCCAAAAUAUCAGACUUUGGCUUAGCAAGAGCAUUUGGUGGUGACGUGACUGAAAUAAACACAAAAAGGGUCAUGGGAACAUAUGGCUAUAUGUCACCCGAGUAUGCGAUUGAUGGGUUAUUUUCAAUGAAGUCUGAUGUCUUUAGCUUUGGGGUCAUGGUUUUGGAGAUAGUGAGUGGAAAGAAAAAUAGAGGAUUUUCUCAUCCUGAACAUGAUCUCAAUCUUUUGGGGCAUGCAUGGAAAUUAUGGAAUGAAGAUAGGGCCAUGGAUCUUAUGGAUAGUUUGAUGGAGAAAAUUCCUGCAUCAUCAGAAGGAUUGAGAUGCAUUCAAAUAGGCCUAUUAUGUGUUCAAAAACGUCCUGAAGAUAGACCCCUAAUGUCAUCCGUUCUGAUGAUGUUAGACAGUGAGAAUGCUUCACUCCCCCAACCAAAAGAGCCAGGAUUUUACACUGAAAGGGUUCUUCCAGAAUCUCCUUUUGGAUCAACUUGGAGUAUGUCAAAUGAAGUAACUGUUACAACUUUACAUGGGAGAUAAUGUAUACAUAUAUAUGUAUAGAACUGAUCUCUUAGGUGGCAAAGUAAAAAUUGUAGUUAACGAUUCCAAUAGCAAUAAUGAUCAACAACCACAUGGAGCUCCUACAAAUAAACAAUUGAGUUAUAUUGAUAUUAUCCUAGAAAUUAUGUUAAGUUGUAAGGCUAAAGCAAAGGAGUUAUCGGAUAAGUUUUGUUUUACAUACUGUUACAAUAAUAAUCCUUGUUGUAGUUAUCAAGAUUGUAAACAAUCUGUGUAUUGUACAAAUUGUACAAAGUGUUUACUAUCAAUACAUUGGAAAUCAUCAUUCUUGCGUUCA